Molecule: messenger RNA, 963 nt
Organism: Plutella xylostella (diamondback moth)
Lineage: Eukaryota; Metazoa; Arthropoda; Insecta; Lepidoptera; Plutellidae
Product: immunoglobulin superfamily DCC subclass member 4
Biological process (GO): synapse organization
Cellular component (GO): neuron projection membrane
Source: RefSeq, a predicted model, not a curated record
AUGACCUGCACGAUGCUGGCGCUGCUGCUGCACUGCGUGUGCGUCGCCACCACCGCCUCCUCAGCCAGCUCAGGGCUGGGCGCGCUGGCGGGCGCGGGCGGGGGCGGCGGCGGGGGCGGGGGCGAGGUGCGGGAGAGGCCCUACUUCGACGACGUGUCUCCGCGCAACGUGACGGCCGUGGUGGGCCAGUCCGCCGUGCUGAGGUGCCGCGCCAAGCAUAUAGGGAAUAGGACUGUAUCCUGGAUGCGCAAGCGCGACCUACACAUCCUGACCUCCCACAUCUUCACGUACACGGGCGACGCGCGGUUCAGCGUACUGCACCCGGAACCCUCUGACGACUGGGACCUGAGGGUGGACUACGUGCAGCCGAGGGACGCCGGGGUCUACGAGUGCCAGAUCAACACGGAGCCCAAGAUCAACAUGGCCGUGUUCCUCACUGUCGAAGAUGAGUCCCACACCCCCGCGCCUCAGGCCCCGUCUCGCUCCUCAGCGGCGGCGGCGACGAUCUGGGGCUCGCAGGACGUGUACGUGAAGAAGGGCAGCACGAUAUCGCUGACCUGCUCUGUCAACGUGCACUCCUCGCCGCCCUCCAGCGCGUCCGUGCUGUGGUACCACGGCAGUUCCGUGGUAGACUUUGACUCGCCGCGCGGCGGCAUCAGCCUGGAGACGGAGAAGACGGAGGGCGGCACCACCAGCAAGCUGCUGGUCACUAAGGCAGCCCUGACUGACUCCGGGAACUACACCUGCGUGCCCAACAACGCGCACCCUGCUUCUGUGUCUGUGCACGUGCUUAAUGGGGAGCACCCGGCGGCGAUGCAGACGAGUAACCGCGGCGUGACGUCACGACUACCCCCCCUCAGUGCCGCCCUCCUCACCUACCUUCUCUCCGCGUUCGUCUGCAGAUGAUCGCUCCAUACCACGCCGCGAUAAGCAGUGACGUCAUCAACACGAGUGCGCUCACUG